Molecule: messenger RNA, 1293 nt
Organism: Malania oleifera
Lineage: Eukaryota; Viridiplantae; Streptophyta; Magnoliopsida; Santalales; Ximeniaceae
Product: transcription termination factor MTERF9, chloroplastic
Biological process (GO): regulation of DNA-templated transcription
Molecular function (GO): double-stranded DNA binding
Source: RefSeq, a predicted model, not a curated record
AUGGAAUUUUCGGACCUCCAUCUUUGCAGGGCUACAGCGUCGGAAGGAUCUAGUUUCCUUCGCUCACCGGUAAGGCUGGCCCUCGGUCCAAUUUUCUAUUCCUUGGAUGCUUGGACCAAGGUGGCCUUUUGGCUUUUCCAAGGGUAUUUCCCAAGGUUAUCCCCUAUUGCCUUAGCGGCGGUGGUACUUGUUCAUCAAGGGCAUUUCUCAAGGUUGCCACCGUCAGUCUUUGAACCAAGAAUUUCGAUGGGGGUGGCUGCUGCUUUGGAGAGGAUUAUGAGAGAUUUGUUAUGGCCGUGUAUAGGGGAAGAAAGGAGAGAUCAUCUUCUUGCAAUUCGUUAUCAUGAUUUGUUCCCACUUCUUGAUUACCUAAGCACAUUGGGACUUGUGGAAUCACACCUAAUCCAAAUGCAUGAGAGGCAUAUGUCGUUCCUUCAUAUUAAUGUGGAUUUUGCUCGGGAAAGAUUGGAAUACUUAUUGAGUGUUGGUGUCAAACAUAGAGACAUCAAAAGAAUAAUUUUGGGGCAACCACGAAUUCCUGAGUAUAAAGUGGAGAACAAUCUGAGGUCUCAUGUUGCUGUUUUGGUUGGCUCGAGUAUCCUGGACUCUAGAGUUGGGCAGAUAACUGCUGCUGCCCCGUCCCUGUUUUCAUAUAGCAUUGAGAAUUCAUUAAAGCCCACAGUGAGAUGCCUAAUUGAGGAGGUUGACAUCAUGAAAAAUGACUUGGGUAAAGUUGUGCAGCUGAGCCCUCAAAUUCUGGUUCAGCGAAUUGCAUCAUGGAACACUCGCCAUACUUUUCUUUCAAAGGAAUUGAAAGCACCCAGAGAUAAUAUAGUGAAAAGAGUCACAAAACAUCACCAGCUCCUUCAUUACAGUAUUGAAGAGGGUUUAAUGCCCAGGAUCAAUUUUCUGAGCAUUAGGAUUGAUUCGGAUAUUUUAAAAGUAUUGACUAGCCUUACGCAAAUUUUUUUACCAUCUCUGGAAGACAACCUUAAACCAAAGUAUAUUACUUUAAUCAAUGAAUUGCAGAAUUAAAUGCAAUCCUUGGCAAAAUAUCCUAUGUACCUAAGCUAUUCUUUGGCAUUGGUCAAGAGGAUUCAUCCUCGCCAGAAGUUCUUGGUUGCCCUUAAGAAAGCUUCAAAGGGACCGUUUCUUGAGUUCAUCGGUUGCAAACUUCCAACCGAUCAGUGUUUUUGUCAGCAUUGGGUUGGAACUAGUUUAGAUAAAUAUCUGGCAUUUUGGCAGACAUUACAACUAAAGGAUUUUGCAAAGAAAUGUGAAAGGAAAGGAUGA